Molecule: messenger RNA, 3177 nt
Organism: Parasteatoda tepidariorum (common house spider)
Lineage: Eukaryota; Metazoa; Arthropoda; Arachnida; Araneae; Theridiidae
Gene: polo
Product: Serine/threonine-protein kinase polo
Biological process (GO): protein phosphorylation; mitotic spindle organization
Cellular component (GO): kinetochore; nucleus; spindle pole
Molecular function (GO): protein binding; protein serine/threonine kinase activity; ATP binding
Source: RefSeq, a predicted model, not a curated record
CUGGUAAACUGUUAUGCGUUGUUUUUACAAUUGUCAUUUUUAAUUUUUAUUAGAAAACAUCUUUUAAUAACUUUCUAAGAACUUAUGCUUCUUUUAUAGUUGUGUUUGUGAUAUUUCUAUUCAACUUUUGACUUUUAAUCAGUCAAUAUGACAGAACGAAAUAAAUUCGAAGAACUCAAGCAAGUUAUCGUGAACACCAAAGCUAAAGUUACUUACCAAAGAGGUAGUUUCUUAGGAAAAGGUGGGUUCGCUAGAUGUUAUGAAUUUAAAAAUGCUCUCACGAAAGAAGUAUUCGCAGGAAAAGUUGUAUCAAAAAGUAUGUUAAUGAAACCUCAUCACAAAGAAAAGAUGUGCCAAGAGAUUGAAAUCCACCGUUCUCUUUCUCACAAAUACAUCGUUUCUUUGCACAGCUAUUUUGAGGAUGAAAGUAACAUGUAUAUCGUUUUGGAAUUAUGCAGAAAACGUUCCCUGAUGGAAAUGCACAAAAGACGCAAGACCCUCACUAUUCCUGAAGUUCGCUAUUUUAUGCGACAGAUAGCGUUAGCUUGUAAAUAUAUGCAUGAUAACAAAGUUAUUCAUCGCGAUUUGAAACUUGGAAAUUUAUUCAUCAAUGAUGAUAUGGAGAUCAAAGUUGGAGAUUUUGGCCUUGCUACUAGAAUCAACCAUGAAGGAGAAAGGAAGAAAACUUUAUGCGGAACACCCAAUUACAUAGCCCCUGAGAUCCUUACAAAACGGGGACACAGUUAUGAAGUAGAUAUUUGGUCUCUGGGUUGCAUUAUGUAUACUUUAUUAGUUGGUUCUCCUCCUUUUGAGACAAGUACACUAAAGAACACAUAUAACAAGAUAAAGAAGUGUGACUACUAUCUUCCACCAAAAUUGGAUAGAAAUGCAAGACAUUUAAUUCAGAAACUUCUUCAUCCGGACCCAGAUAAGAGACCCAAUGCUGAUACCAUUCUAAUGGAUGAUUUUCUUACAGCCGGCUACAUUCCGUCUCGAUUACCUACUUCUUGUCUCACUAUGCAGCCUAGGUUCAACCACAAUAUGUCUUUCUGUGAUGUAUCCAGGAUUGUAAACCGUCCACCUCUUGUAGAUAGUGGAAACUUGAUCAGGACAGCCAUUCCAGAAACGGUAAACGCUGCCCCUGAAAUCCCUGCAGCUGUAAACUAUGAUGAAAUAAACAAGCGAAGUGAUAUGCCAAAGGAUUCUUACCUUGGAGAGUUGCUAAAAAUGUUGGAAUCUGUUAUCGCUUGCCAUCCAGAAAAUCUCUACACUGGUCAAGCCGAAGACGCUCAGGAUCCAUCGGCCGUUCCCUUUGUUUGGAUUAGUAAAUGGGUAGAUUAUACUGACAAGUAUGGAAUCGGUUAUCAGCUUUGUGAUAACAGUAUCGGUGUGUAUUUUAACGAUGCCACUCAUUUAGUUCUUUUAGCUGAUGGAGAAAAUCUUCAAUAUACUCAGCGCGAUAACGUAGAAAUAUUUUACACUAUGGAAAACCAUCCUCAAGAAAUGAGCAAGAAAAUCACGCUAUUGAACUAUUUUAAUACUUACAUGACAGACAACUUAGUAAAAGCUGGUGAGAGUGCUCGUCCUAGGGAAGGAGAUGAAAUGGCCAAUGUGCCCCAUCUUCGAGCUUGGUUUCGUACAAAGUCAGCCAUUAUUUUCCACCUUUCGAAUGGAACAUUUCAAGCUAAUUUUUUCAAAGAUCACACAAAAAUUAUUUUGUGUCCAUUGAUGGGAGCUGUUUCUUUAAUCGAUGAGGAUAAGAACUUCACGGUAUACACUUUUCAACUCAUUGAAAAGUUUGGUUGUUCUGCUUUAUUGGCGUCUCGUUUACGCUAUGCUAAGGGUAUGGUUGAAAAGUUAUAUAAAGACUGUUUUACAACUGAGAAAGUAGCUACACCAGUGAACUCUGAAUUUAAGUGUGUCAACUGAAAUCAGUCUUUAAACUAUCUUGUGUGUGCUAUUUCCAAACUCAGUUCUUGAUGAAAUUGAAUCUUGGUGUUUUAGAAAGAAAAAUUUUUUUACUCUUGAUGCGAUGAAGAGUGUUGUACUCAUUUUAUUCAAUUAUUCUUUUACUCUGAAUGUUUUUAAUAUAUCUGAAGUUGAAUUCUGUGUUUUAUAUGGUAUUGAAACUUAUACAUUUUAAAGAAUUGAAAAAUGUCAAUGUAUAGGCUAUUUUAAAAUAGAAUUAGUACUAGGUAUAUUUUUAAAUAGUUCAAAUUGUAAUUGAAUUUAAAAUUUACAAAAUUUGAUGCUAGAUAUAUUUCAUUUUCAAUAAGUAUUAAAUAUUAUAAUUUUCAUACAUAAAUGUUUUUUCAGGAAAAAAAACUUAUUUUUUUGCAGUUAAGCUUAUUUUGUAUUUAAUGCUCUUAAGUAGAUUAAUUUAAUAGAGAUAGUUCUUGAUAGAGACAUAUAGAAUUGUUUAAAAUUUAUGUGACUUAACUAUUUUAUUUACUAAUGCUCUAUGCUUCAUACCUAAUCAUUGCAUAAUUUAUAUUAAUAGGAUAUUUCCAUAUCGGUACCUCAUUACAAUUGCCUUUGUUUUUUACGUGUAAAAUUUUUUUUAAGAAACCUAACAAUUUGCCUUGGUGUGGGUGUAAGUUAUACUAUUCUUUUGGAUGUUUUUUUAAUAUUUUCGCACAUGCUGCUGACCAUAUAUCUCUAAAAUUCCACAUUUAUUUUUGUGCAAAUGCUGUUAUGGAAAUCUUCCCUAUAUUUUUUUAGAAAUAUAUUGUAUUACUGACUGAAUUUAUUUGCUAAACAAGUAUUUUGAUGAAAUAAGAUAUUUUAUAACAAUGCACUUUUAAUUCUGAUGAUACAGGUUAUUUUCAAUGUAGUGCUUUUUUUAAUUACUUGAAAAUUAACAUAGUAAAUGUAUUUUUUAGAAACAUUUUUUUUUCAGCAUCAUUUCAUAAGGAUCAAAUGUAUAAAGUUUUAUCUUAUUAAUAAUCUAACUUACAUAAUGCUUAUAACUGUGAUUUGUUCCAUUUAUAUUUUUAUUUCUAUAUGUACGUAACUACUUUUAAUAAAAUUAUUGUGAUUUUAUUAAAAUUUUAACUGAUAAAAUUAUUUUAAUAGUAUUUACUGUGAAAAAUAAAGUGUGCUCAUAUAGACUAGAGUAUGUAAGCGAAAAAUUAUUUAGAUUUUGUAAAUUAUUUUUAUUAAAAACUUUUUUAUUAA